Messenger RNA from Chelonoidis abingdonii (Abingdon island giant tortoise), 1345 nucleotides. It is a transcript of the gene MYDGF, whose product is annotated as myeloid derived growth factor. Gene Ontology annotation, biological process: positive regulation of endothelial cell proliferation; positive regulation of angiogenesis. Lineage: Eukaryota; Metazoa; Chordata; Testudines; Testudinidae. The record is from RefSeq and is a predicted model, not a curated record.
UCGCCGUAGGGAGGCUUCUCUUCUAAGAUGGCGGCGCCCAGCGGAGCAGGCGCCUGGCGGCUCCGGGCCGGGCUAGUCCCCGUUCUCCUCUUGUUCGCCUCGGCCGAGGAAGGGCCCAGCACGGCCGAGUUCGACGUGCGGCCCGGCGGGAUGGUUCAUUCCUUCUCCCGGAGCCUGGGGGAUUACACCUGCACAUUCACAUAUGCGUCUCAGGGAGGGACCAAUGAGCAAUGGCAGAUGAGCACUGGAGUCAGUGAAGACAACAAGCUCUUCUCCUGUUCAGUGUGGAGGCCCCAAGGAAAGUCUUAUCUCUUCUUUACCCAGUUUAAAGCUGAAGUGAAAGGAGCAAAGAUAGAGUAUGGCAUGGCUUAUUCCCAAGCUGCGACGGGUGGACAGAGCGACGUCCCCUUAAAGGCAGAGGAAUUUGAAAUCACCGAAACCACAGUGGCUCACAAAGAAGGCAAGUUCCGUUCCGAACUGUCUAAACUAGUGAUUGUAGCGAAAACGCCCCAUGAUGAGUUGUGAUCCGGGGACCUAGGGAAGGGGCUUGUCUCUCGGCUGGAGAAGCAUGGCGGAUAACGGGGACUUUUUCUUAAUUGCUGGUUGUCUAGGGUGUUCUUUCCUGUUUCCCACACAGAAGUAUAUUGGGGUCUGCUCUGAACUGGACUUGGAGGUGUUAAGACAGAUACCCUCUGUCUUGUGUCAGAGUAACCAUGUGCCUGAGAUGCUGGAAGCCUUUGCAGCUGGAGACUUCCUCUGAGAUUCUUGAUCUGUAGCCAGCCAUUCUGUUGCCUGCUUUAUGCUUCAGUGAUCAGCUGAAUAGGGUAAAGCUCUCCCCCAGCUGUGUCCCUUAUCUUCCUUGCUAAGCAGAGCAAUGCAGAAAGAUAAGGAGCAGGAUUUUAAGGAGGUUUGCUAAAGGAAAGUAUUUAACUCUCUGGUUUCUGGAGAGCGAAUAGGGUUUCUGCCCAGAAGCGUGACAGGAAGAACAGACUGAACGGGUAGUAGGAGGGGGUACGGAACCGGCCAAACCCAUUCACUGUCCUAUCUGGUGGCUGAUCACCAACGAACAGCAUUUGGUGAGCUGAAGAGGAAACACUGCCCUGUUGCCCAGAUCAGAAUUUGGCACCUUGGCAUAAGAAAAGCAGAGCUGUGGGGUCCACAUGGGCCUGGUUUAUUCUGAUACCACACAGAAAUCCAUCCAAUGAGGCAUCCAUUAUUCAAUAGAGAUCUGGGACUAUUUUCAUAUAUACUGAAGUGAUUUUCUUAUUUAGUCUAAUAACUGAAGGAAUCCAGAAUUCCCUUCAUAUGUAUAUAAAAAAAAUAAAAUAAAGCAUCUUGUCUCCAA